GUCCAGGGAAGUUGGGCAUUCCACCCCGCACAUUCAGAGAAUCUCAAACAAAGAGUCCUGAUCCAAAUGCAAAGUGGCCUACCAUUGAUUUUCUACACCUUCCUCGAGUUAAGCGGCGCCUAGAUAUCAAAGCACCACCUGUAGAGUCGGACACAUCUUCUAGCAGUGACAGUGAGGAGGAAACAACGAAACACAUAAAGAAACACAAACAAGCAGAUAUAUAUAGUCCAAGGCAAGAAACUGAUUUGCUUUACACAAAAACCCAAUAUGUUCAUCAUACUGCAGACAUCAAAUCAGUAUCAUCAGCUUCUGAGUCAUCUUCAAGUAGUGACAGUGAAGAUGAAAAAAGGGGCCAGGCAAAGAAGCAGAGUUUGGGCUCAACGGGGUUUCAACAAUCUCAAACCAAACGUCAUGAUCCUAUUUACACAUCAAGCACCUCACAUGAGGAGGGGAUGGAAGAUUUAAGAAACCGCCCAGUUGCAGUUAAACCAGAUUCAAGAUUGCCCGAAAUGGGCCUCAGCACUAUCCCCUAUGUCAAAAAGCGUCUGGAUAUCAAGACACGUUCACCUAAGUCCUCCUCCAGCAGUGAUGAGAGUGAAGGUCGGACUACAGACCAGCCUGUUAAAAUGGCUACCAACUUAGGCUCUCCAACUUCUACAUUGUUUAAGCUUCCUCACAUUUCAAAGAAAGAUUCCAAUAUUACAUUAGAAAAGUAUGUUGUUAUAACAGAUGAGUUAAGGGAAAAUCGAAAAGACAACGUCAGCACAACACCAGAGAUAAACUCUGAGCUCCAGUCACGAUGGGCCACAAUGAAUCUUGGUGUCUCCCAAUUUAGAAAGCGCCUUAAAAUCACAUCACCGAGUUCUCAACCAUCCAAAUUGCCCUCAUCACCUCUGCCAGACUCCCCUUCUCUGAAUCCUGAAAACAAACAUGUGAAACCCUCUGAUUCCUCUUCCAGCAGCAGCAGCAGUGAAGAUGAGAUAACAGAAAACAGAGCUCCUCCAGGCAUGACAUAUGUUGACUUUCCAAUCUAUAAGCGUUCAAUUAUGAAAACUUCAUCGCUAUCUGAUAGUUCUUUCUCCCCCAGUGGCAAGAGCCAAAUGGUAAAUGUUGCACAGGAAAGUGAAAAGGACAGAAAUUCAUCACUUGCUCCAAAGAGAGUAUCCAGUCUGAGCUUUGAGGAUGAAGUAAGGAGAAGGACUGAACAAAGACACAAUGCAAAUGCAGAUAUACCACCAGAGAUAAAAUGGACUGGUGUUGGUCAUCAUCUGUCUAAAAUCUCUACACCAGCACUAAAGACAGGUCUGAAUACAACACCUCCACAGCAGGCUUCACCUGCAAAACCAGAACUUCCCCAGCUGUACUCCUCCAGCAUCAAAAGUGACUUUAAAAUAAAGCAAGACAGUUGGAAAUCAGAUGUAAAGCCAACACAUAAAUUCUCACCCAUUAGUGCCAAUAGUACUUCUUCUGCAUCCGGAGGUGCUCUUCACAGGCUUUACAACUCACCCAACACCACAUAUGAGAAUCCAAGCCCUCUUUUGCUCUCUGAUAGGAAGGAAAGAAAAGGCCUCAGUGCCCUAAAAGUCAUGUCAUCAGAGAGAAAAAUGUGGGACACGGUGGAUUUCAGUGGGGAUGGAUCUCCUACAGUUGAUGACCACAGUCCACAAGUUGACACCGGUGUUUAUUAUCGCAAGUCUGAGCCGGACAUCAAACCCCUGCCACGAUUACAUCUCCCCUCUGCUUCACCAGAUGAGAGAAGAGCUACAGAUUUGUUGUAUGAUCUUCCCCGCUACAGGAGCCAUGACAUCAAACCACCACAAGUUGCCCCACCUCCUAUUCCUGUAACACUACCGCCAGAGGAGGCCGUUGGGCUUACAUGGAGAUCUCCACAGGACAAUAAGAAACACGGCUCGGAAGGAAAUAGAACCUAUCAGCAACAGAGACAAAACACAGAGGAACCUGUUGCUUCUUCGCUUACACCAGAAUACCCACCAAUCUAUUUAAACACUUCAAACAUCAGUCAUGUUUAAUGACAAGUCAAUUCAUGCUAAACACUUAAAAAGCCACCCAGAUGAUAGGCAUGAUUCUCUGAGCUUAAGUUAUCCUGUGAAUGUCAAAAAUAUUGUGAAUUGUAUAUUAUGUGUGACUUUGGAAUGAAAUGUAAGCUAUAAUCAUUCAUUGGCUAGGGCUGCCA
Neolamprologus brichardi is the source of this 2194-nucleotide messenger RNA. The record is from RefSeq and is a predicted model, not a curated record. Lineage: Eukaryota; Metazoa; Chordata; Actinopteri; Cichliformes; Cichlidae.